UAUACAAAUAAAAUGGAUCACUAACACUCAUUUCAUUCAACUUGCGUUGGCCGAAGCAGCUGAGAGAAAACAAACAAACAAAAAAAAAAAGAUGUGCUUGCAUGUCAUCACUCUCAUUCUACUCAUUCAAGCAUGUGGGCCGCUUUGGGCUCAGACACCAGUCCCAGGCCAACCCGACUCUCCAGGAAUCCUGCAAAGCCUGAAGGAAACAGCUCGUGCAGCCAGAGCUAAAGUCCAGAGUGUGAUGGGGGUGAUGACGGACUAUGUGGGCGCCUACUAUGAAGACCACGUCCAGCCGGUGACUGACAGCUACAGGGAAUGGGCCUCAGGGAUCCAGCAUUCUUUGAGCGAGAAGAUGCAACGCACCUUUAUGUCCUUCAUGGCUACGAACACGACUGCCGCAUGACUUAUUGCACAAUAAAUGUAACAUCUACAAGUCGGUUGUCUUUUUUCCAUUUGUGCA
Nerophis ophidion (straightnose pipefish) is the source of this 463-nucleotide messenger RNA. It is a transcript of the gene apoc4, whose product is annotated as apolipoprotein C-IV. The record is from RefSeq and is a predicted model, not a curated record. The transcript has 4 exons. The coding region runs from base 92 to 406 and encodes 104 amino acids. Lineage: Eukaryota; Metazoa; Chordata; Actinopteri; Syngnathiformes; Syngnathidae.